Molecule: messenger RNA, 2132 nt
Organism: Cyanistes caeruleus (blue tit)
Lineage: Eukaryota; Metazoa; Chordata; Aves; Passeriformes; Paridae
Gene: TRIAP1
Product: TP53 regulated inhibitor of apoptosis 1
Biological process (GO): phospholipid translocation
Cellular component (GO): cytosol; nucleus; mitochondrial intermembrane space
Molecular function (GO): phosphatidic acid transfer activity
Source: RefSeq, a predicted model, not a curated record
AAGUUCCUCAAGGGCGACAGCGCCGGCGACCCCUGCGGGCAGCUCUUCAAGCGCUACCAGCUCUGCGUGCAGAAAGCAAUCAAGGAAAAGGACAUACCUAUUGAGGGCCUGGAGUUCAUGGGCCAAAGUAAAGGAAAAACUGAAAACUCCUCUUGAUGUUGGCUGUAUGGGUGCAGUCACUAAUAGGAGCCAUUGGACUAAGCACCAUCACCAGGUGUACCACAGAUGCCACCUGGAUGAGACCUUUGUUAAUUGCUUUAUAGGAAGUGGUGAAUGUUCUGCUUGUGAAAACAAACGGCUAAAAAGGAAAAAAAUAACCUCUGGAUCAUCAGCAGUGGUAACUGCUGCCUCCUUUCCAGUGAAAGUUGGUGGUGGUUCAGCAUUGAAUGGCUUAAAAAUCCAUGUGAUUUAACUUCCCACUGAAUGUACUCUGUAAUGGGGGAAUGCUGGUUGGAGUGGGCUGAGGUGGUUUCUUUGUGACUGAUUUAUUUUGCUUAUUUAUCUAGCACUUGAAAGUGUUUCAAAAGAAUAUGGAGGGGGUUGAUGUACUUUCUAUCAUCUCUAUGCUGCUGAAUUUUGGUGAAGAAGUUAGUUUCAUGUCCUCCUGAAUGCUGAAGGGCUUAAGCACUGUUUUGUGUCAGCUACAGAGAUGGUUUUAAAGCACUAGAGGACCUGCAACAGCUUGGCUAAAAUAAAUAUACCAGGUUAUAUUUUGUUCAAGUAGGUAACUGUGCAGUAGAGUCUGAUUGUGACCCCUUGGAGAGAUGGAAGUGGCCUGCUCAGCAGCUGAAGAGAAAACUUUUAAUGCAGAGGUUACUUCAGCCUCUUCUGAGAUACUGACACAUCCACAAACUUGAAUACCCUCUCCUUUAGCAUUACACAUCCCUGUGGUUUGAUCCUCACACAGGGAUGGAGCAAAGCUUGCCCCUCUCCUUACACCAACACAGUGAAAGAGUAAAAGGUAUUACGGCCUGGGGACAAAAGAUAAUUUCAUAAUUCUAAAAUUACAGUGAGGAAAAAAGAAAGCUUCACUCUCUGCUUUUAAUUAAUACUAAUCCUCUAAAGGUUUUACUUUAAAGAAAAUUUAAAAGGUGCAGUUCUCAAACAUUACAGCUGGCCUGUCUGCACCACAGCCCCUCACAGACCCCAGACACUGAGUCCUGUGGGCCUUGUGCAGAGGAUCAGGAACUGCUGCAGCCUGAGGCUGUUGUUCCUGUGCAGUCACAUACCCAGGUGAGCCACGUUCUUGUUCUCAGGUGCAGAGAGCUCCUACAGUGGGGUUAAACACAGCACUGAAAAAACAGGCUGUUGCCAAAGUGCUGUGUCACUCAGGUUUGUGUCACUCAGAAUAAAAACAGGCCAAAGAGAAGGAUCUGUAAACAGCAUCUUGAAGACAGCUGAUGUAUUUUUUAAGGAAUAACACACAAAACCAGUUUGCUUUUCUAUGAUUUUCAUGUGGGGCUAAAUGUGACUUUGUCAGCUUUAAAACAACUGUGCCCAUCAGUGCCUUGUACUUUCAGCACAGGGAACCUAGUCUCAGCAAUCUUUUACUGGUAAGCAGACAGGAAAAAAAAAAUCACAUGGAAACAUGGAGAAGGGCAUCUUGCAGUACCCACUUUGAUUCUCUCUUGUCAUCCAUCACUCCUUUCAACAAGAUGCCAAAGCAGCUGCUGUGUUCUACCUUUUGGGGAGAACCACAUUAAUGAUAGCUGAGAUAGAGCUCAGUUUGACAUCGUGGAAAAUAUAUACAAGUUACAGUAAGAACUGGGAAAUGGUUGAAUUAUAGUGAGCAAAAACUUGAAAAGAAGGUGGUGCUAGCACAGGUGUUGGCUCAUGUAAUCCCUUCUACUUCAAGCAGCUUCUGCAUGACACAGUACAUGUCACACAUGUUACAGAAGCAGUAGAGCCAAAAUUGUGUUUUCUUCUGCAAAAGCUGUGUGAGACUUUGUACAGACUGCAGCUUUAUGGAAAGCAGAGUGGUGAGCAGGAUAUGUGCUGAUGUACCUGAAAAAAGAGCUGAAGGUGAAGUGUGAAGGCAAAGCUUAGCUCAACAUCUUUGCUGCCACUCCCUCUGCCAGAAGGGACCAAGAGAAAAUCACCUUCAUGACUGUUAAUAAAUAUUGCAAAAUGGA